AUUUCCACGAUAUGUAUUGCUUCCAACACCAACCGUCAACAAAAUUACAUGUCAACGCCACCACCAUGCUCCGACUACGCCUCGCCGACGUCCGCGGCGGAGACAGCUGAUAGACGUUCUCCGACGAGGAAGCAAUGUUGCGUGCACUGAUUUCAAUACACCGGCACAGUUUGGAGCCCUGUUAAGCUAAUUCCACGCCACCAUGUCAAGGUUUGUUUGUGGAAAUGUUAGAAGGUUUGUGCGUUCUUCUGGUCAGAAACAUGGCUUUGAUGUAUUUAAUUUUGAGUCGCAUCAUCCAAGAUGCUCCGCUUACUCAACAUGCCAAUUUUUCUCAUCCUACAGUAAACUUGUACACAAAGGACAAACUCCACUCAUGUACCUUUUCAAAUUAAAGUAUAAUAACAUCAAUCUAAUUAGCAAAGGGAGAAACAUCUAUUACCUCCCUGCAAAUAGUGCAAACUACCACCAUCCUCAAAUUAUUUGGAGCAGGAUUUCUCAAAUGUGUUUCCCACCAAUUCCACCACCAAUAGGUCAGAUUGCCCGUGCAGUUAGUUUGGCAUUGGCUCGAUCGAAUAUUCUUAUUCCUGGUUUCAUUGCAUUCGUAAUAGAGGAGCUUGCUUGGACACAACAAUCAUGGGCUGAAGCAGAAUCCUUCCCAAAUAGAGAUUCAUUUUACAUACAUGCACUAGAUGGACGUAUAUAUCUAACUUCAGCUAUCUUAGAAGCUCUCGAGAUUGUUAUCUUGUUUAUCAGGGCUAUCUAUUUAAUAGUUUUAUUCUUCCCCUGCAUAGCUAUGGCUCCUUUAGUGAACCAUUUUGGUGAUCAGUUUAGGAAAACAUGGAUUCAUGUUGUUCGCCUUACACUUGAAAAGGCCGGGCCAGCAUUUAUUAAAUGGGGUCAAUGGGCUGCAACCAGACCAGAUCUCUUCCCUAGGGAUCUCUGUGGAGAACUUUCAGAAUUUCACACCAAAGCACCAUCACACAAAUUUGCUUAUAGCAGAGCAUGUGUUGAAAAUGCAUUUGGGCGCAAGUUGACGGAAAUAUUUGAAAAUUUUGAUGAGGAACCAGUAGCAUCAGGUAGCAUUGCUCAAGUUCAUCGAGCUACUCUAAAAUACAAAUACCCAGGCCAGCAAAUGAAACCUCUUGUCGUGGCAGUGAAGGUCCGACAUCCAGGGGUUGCUGAUGCGAUUAGAAGGGAUUUCAUCAUCAUCAAUAUAAUUGCUAAGAUUUCAUGUUUAUUCCCUAAUUUGAAGUGGUUGAGAUUAGAUGAAAGUGUGCAACAAUUUGCUGUUUAUAUGAUGUCUCAGGUUGAUCUUUCAAGGGAAGCAGCACAUCUUAGUCGUUUUAUCUAUAAUUUCCGCCGAUGGAAAGAUGUUUCGUUCCCAAUGCCUCUAUACCCCCUAGUGCACCCAUCUGUUUUGGUGGAAACCUAUGAACAAGGUGAAAGUGUUUUGCACUAUGUUCACGAGCUUAAAGGCCAGGAGCAUAUCAAAAGUGCCCUAGCUCAUAUUGGAACACAUGCUCUUUUAAAGAUGCUUUUGGUGGAUAAUUUUAUUCAUGCUGACAUGCAUCCAGGAAAUAUUCUUGUCCGUGUUGCAAAAAGCAAACUAUCACCUAUAGGACUCUUUAAGUCAAGGCCCCAUGUCAUUUUCCUUGAUGUAGGCCUUACUACUGAACUUUCUAAAAUGGAGCGGGAAAAUUUACUGAAAUUUUUUAAGGCUGUUGCUCUUCAAGAUGGCCGCAGUGCUGCGGAAUCUACUCUUAGGUUAUCAAGACGACAAAAUUGUCCAGACCCCAUAUCUUUCACUGAGGUUCUAUCAACUAGUAUUGGAGCUUUCGAUCCUAGUACCCCUAUACCGGAUUUGAACCAGAUGAAUUCUAAGAGUGAGAGAGAGUGCCAGUAACCUGAAGUGGAACAAGCUUCCCAGAUUUGACACACAUUGUCAUACUUAUAGAUGUGCAAUCUAGGUCAAGCAAAUCAUAUAUGAUCAAAGAACUCCUAAAUUAGAGAAGCUAUACCAAGGGUAGUAGAACCCCAAUGCUCAGGACAGUCUUUCUCUAUGUUUGUUUAUUUUCAUAUUGUAUACAUGAUUGAAAGGCUUCGUUCUCAAUUGGAAUCUUGGCCUCAGUAAUUUACAUCAGUCUAAUUUCUAUUUUCUCUAGCAAAUAUAAGCUUUUAUCAUACUUAGGAAAAGAAAUUAAAACUUUUUUUAUUGGUGGCGAUUGCUCGUGACAGUGAUUCUAGUAUGCUUCCAAUAUACAAAUGAUUUGUGUCAUCUUUCUGACAACGGUGAAAGACUGCUUUUUAUGGGCAUUCUUGAUCUCUUGUAUCUUAGUUAACGGUUAGCUGACACGUGUUAAGAGAGUUGUUUCCAAUUGACAUAUACCAAAUUAUUACUGAAUCUGCCUAUACUUU
Molecule: messenger RNA, 2415 nt
Organism: Arachis stenosperma
Lineage: Eukaryota; Viridiplantae; Streptophyta; Magnoliopsida; Fabales; Fabaceae
Exons: 4
Coding region: 203-1903 (566 amino acids)
Source: RefSeq, a predicted model, not a curated record